Molecule: messenger RNA, 528 nt
Organism: Aegilops tauschii subsp. strangulata
Lineage: Eukaryota; Viridiplantae; Streptophyta; Magnoliopsida; Poales; Poaceae
Source: RefSeq, a predicted model, not a curated record
AUGAACCCUAGCCCCGCUCCCCUCGCGCCGCCGGACAGGUCCAACUCCGGGCGGACAUGUCCAGCCUCCACGUCGUCCGGCCAAUCCGGAGCCGCCUCCCUCCUCCACUCGCGCGCCGCCAUGUGUCGCCGCCGUCCUCCUCCACCGCGCGGGACUGUGAGCCCAUCCGCGGCCCGCCGGGCCCGUUCGUCGCCGCCCGCACCGCCCGGGUGCCCCAGCACGCGCCCCGCCGCCCGAGUCCGCCACUCCGCCGAGCGCCUCGCCGGCGCCGCGUCUCCCCCGUCUGAGCCCCGCGUCCCCCGCUGCCCUGCUCGACGCCGGCCGCCGCUGACCUCACCGGCGCCCGCCGCUGCCCGCGCCGAGCUCGCCGCCGCCCUCGUCUCCGGCCCUGCUCUGCCUCCGUCGGCGCCGGAUCCGGUCGGACCCGACCUCCCCGACGCCUCUUCGGUCUCCUUCCUCCUCUCCGGCCAACUCCGGCGAACCUCGAUCCGCGUGCCCCGAAACCCUAGAUCCAUUUUUGGGAGGUAA